Messenger RNA from Mangifera indica (mango), 527 nucleotides. RefSeq names its product disease resistance protein RGA5-like. Bases 101 to 439 code for a protein of 112 amino acids. The transcript is spliced from 3 exons. The record is from RefSeq and is a predicted model, not a curated record. Gene Ontology annotation, molecular function: metal ion binding. Lineage: Eukaryota; Viridiplantae; Streptophyta; Magnoliopsida; Sapindales; Anacardiaceae.
CAAGAGGUUGCCCUUUAGCUAUUGCCUAUAAAUAGAAGCAUUUCUUCUACUUGUUUACUGUAAAUUUCUCAAGUAAAGCUGCCUUUGGUCACUGUCCAACAUGAAGCAAAAGAUAGUCAUAAAGGUUGCAAAAUUGUGCUGUGAGAAAUGCAAAUCCAAAGCCAUGAAGAUUGUGGUGAACGCAUCUGGUGUGACCAAGGUGGAGAUUGGGGGAGACAAAGAUCAACUGGUGGUGAUAGGAGAGGACGUGGAUUCAGUUAAGCUCACUCGCUGUCUAAGGAAAAAACUUCGGUAUGCCAUUUUAUUGAGCGUGGAAGAAGAGAAGAAGGAAGAGAAGAAGGAAGAGGGGAAAAUAUGUAUAUUGCCAUGGCCACCCACCACUUACUGUCAAUAUCCUAUCUAUUGUGAUGAUCCACCUCCUUUUUGCUUCAUUAUGUAAUCACCAUUAAUUUCCUCGUUGAUAUGAAUAAUUGGACAAGGAUGACCAAUCAAUAAAAUCAUGUGAUGGUGUGUGUCAAUUUCACGUA